Cajanus cajan (pigeon pea) is the source of this 3122-nucleotide messenger RNA. The record is from RefSeq and is a predicted model, not a curated record. Lineage: Eukaryota; Viridiplantae; Streptophyta; Magnoliopsida; Fabales; Fabaceae.
ACAGAGUGUCAUUCAUUUAUAGAGCUCGGACUACUCCCUGUUCUCUUUCUUCCGAUUCUGACACACCCAUCUCCGCAAUUUGGCAAAAAUUUCAUCUUUUCUGCUUUUUUUUUCUCUCUGCACUUUGACUUUUGACCAUUUAAGUCUUUUGUUCAAGGUUGUUGUCGGUGAUGCAAUAGUCGUUGGUUUUGUGGUGAGAAAGAAGGUGUGUUGGGGGCUAAAUUUAUUUUGUUGUGAUGGCACACAACUUAACGGGGCAGCUUGUGGGUGCAGAGAUACAUGGCUUUCACACCUUGGAGGAUUUGGACGUUAGUAAUACUAUGGAGGAAGCAAAAAGCAGAUGGCUUCGUCCCAAUGAGAUUCAUGCCAUACUCUAUAAUCACAAAUAUUUCAAGAUCCAUGCCAAGCCGGUGAAUUUGCCCGAAAGUGGUACUAUUGUACUAUUUGACCGCAAGAUGCUUAGGAAUUUCAGAAAAGAUGGGCACAAUUGGAAAAAGAAAAGUGAUGGGAAAACUGUUAAAGAAGCCCAUGAACACUUGAAAGUUGGCAAUGAAGAAAGGAUCCACGUAUAUUAUGCACAUGGCCAAGAUAAACCAACCUUUGUUCGUAGAUGUUAUUGGUUGCUUGAUAAGAGUCUGGAGCACAUAGUCCUUGUUCAUUAUCGUGAAACACAAGAGUUGCAAUUGCAAGGUUCUCCUGUUACACCUGUAAAUUCAAAUUCAAGUUCUGCCUCUGAUCCAGCUGCUUCUUGGAUUCCAUCAGAAGACUUAGAUUCUGGGACAAAAACUGCUUAUGCCAUUGAGCUUAAUGGCAAUUCAACAGUCAAAAGUCAUGAGCAGAAGCUUCAUGAGAUUAAUACACUUGAAUGGGAUGACCUAGUGGUUUCAAAUGUUAGCACUUCUACUACAUCUAAUGAAGGCAAUAUUCCAUCUUCAUAUCAACAAAAUCAAAAUUUACUGAAUGGAAGCUUUGGCAAUGUAUCCAGUAAUACUUCAGCCGGAAUUCCUUCUUUUGCACCAUGUUCUAUAGAUGAGUCAGCUCUCGAAGCACCAAUUUCUUCAUCUGUUCAUGAACCAUAUUUGUCACUGGAGGCUGAUAAUCAGCAACAUGCUCUGCCAGAACAAGUAUUUAAUCUCACUGAGGUGUCCCCUGCAUGGGCAUCUUCCACAGAGAAAACAAAGAUCUUGGUGACUGGAUAUUUUCAUAAUAACUAUCAACACCUUGCAAAGUCCAACCUACUGUGUGUCUGUGGUGAUGUAAGUGUUCCUGUAGAAAUUGUUCAGAUUGGAGUUUACCGGUGCUGGGUAUCACCACAUUCUCCUGGAUUGGUGAAUCUCUAUUUGAGCUUCGAUGGCCAUAAGCCUAUUAGCCAAGUUGUUAAUUUUGAGUAUCGUACUCCUAUUUUGCAUGAUCCAACUGCUGCAAUGGAAGACAAAUACAACUGGAAUAAGUUUCGACUUCAGAUAAGGCUUGCUUAUUUGCUCUUUGCUACAGAUAAAAGCCUUAACAUUUUCUCAAGUAAAGUAUCACCUAAUGCAUUGAAACAGGCUAGAAGUUUUUCCUCCAAAACAUCUUUUAUCUCCAAAAGUUGGCAAUAUUUUAUUAAGUCAAUUGAUGACCAAACAAUUCCAUUUUCACAAGUAAAAGAUGCCUUGUUUGAGGUUGCGUUGAAAAACAAAUUAAAGGAAUGGCUUUUGGAACGAAUUGUCCUAGGCUACAAGACUUCUGAAUAUGAUGCGCAAGGCCAAGGUGUAAUUCAUUUGUGCGCAAUGCUGGGAUAUAAUUGGGCAAUUUCGUUAUUUAGUUGGUCAGGCUUGUCACUGGAUUUCCGCGACAAAUUUGGAUGGACAGCUCUUCAUUGGGCAGCAUAUUAUGGAAUGGAGAAAAUGGUUGCAACCCUGUUGUCUUCCGGGGCAAAGCCAAACUUGGUCACAGAUCCAACUCCACAAAAUCCUGGUGGAUGUACUGCUGCUGAUCUUGCUUAUAUGAAGGGGUGUGAUGGCUUGGCAGCUUACCUUUCUGAAAAGUCUCUGGUUGAGCAGUUCAAUGACAUGAGCUUAGCUGGAAAUAUGAGUGGCUCACUGGAAACUAGAUCAACUGAUCCAGUGAAUUCUGAGAACCUUUCUGAGGACCAACUCUACCUAAAGGACACGUUGGAAGCUUAUCGUACAGCUGCUGAGGCAGCAGCGCGCAUUCAAGCAGCAUUUAGGGAGCAUUCGUUAAAAUUACGAUUUCAGGCAGUUGAAUCUAUCAGCCCAGAGGAUGAAGCACGUCAAAUAGUAGCAGCAAUGAGGAUCCAACAUGGCUAUCGCAACUACAAGUCAAAGAAAAAGAUGGCAGCCGCUUCUCAGAUUCAGCUUAGAUUCCGUACAUGGAAGCACAGUAGAGAAUUUCUCAACAUGCGGCGUCAGGCUAUUAAAAUUCAAGCUGCUUUCAGGGGCUUUCAAGCGCGGAAACAAUACCAUAAAAUCAUAUGGUCUGUUGGGGUGCUAGAGAAAGCAAUCCUGCGAUGGCGUUUAAAGAGAAAAGGUUUCCGCGGUCUCCAGGUUAAUGCUGCCGAGGAGGAGUUGCAGGAAAGUGAUGUGGAGGAGGAGUUCUUCCGGACUGGCCGGAAACAAGCCGAAGAACGUGUUGAGAGGUCUGUCAUACGCGUGCAGGCCAUGUUCCGUUCUAAGAAAGCACAGGAAGAAUACAGAAGGAUGAAGCUGGCACAUGAUCAAGCAAAGCUGGAAUUGGAAUUAGAAGAAUUCCUCAAUGCUGAAGAUGACAUGUUAUCCAAUACAUAGCUUGGUCUCUUCCAAAAACAAGGUGUGUUUCCCAUAACUGGGAGGUAGCCAACUAGUGUAACAAACUAGUGAUAGCUUGGUGUCUUCUUUUGUAUAGCACUUAGAUCCUGUAAAUUCCCUAGUGUAGAUCUGUACCCGUGACCCUUUCAUAUUGCUUAAGUACCUUGAAUGGGUCGUUUAUGUGUAAUUAUUAAUUAAGCUCUCUAUGGUGGAUGCUUAUGAUGCAAGACCAAGUUUGUAACUUAGUAACAAGCAUUCUUAUUUGAACAAACGUAAUUGUUGUCAGAACUCUUCUAUGUAAUAUUUACGAGUUCACUAUCUGAUGAUUGAUGUAUA